Macadamia integrifolia is the source of this 1236-nucleotide messenger RNA. RefSeq names its product probable F-box protein At4g22030. The record is from RefSeq and is a predicted model, not a curated record. Bases 1 to 1236 code for a protein of 411 amino acids. Lineage: Eukaryota; Viridiplantae; Streptophyta; Magnoliopsida; Proteales; Proteaceae. The transcript has a single exon.
AUGGCUACACUCCAUGCCCCAAAACUUGGAACGGUUCAACUGAAGAACACCAACAGAAACAUGGUCGAUGGAUUAUUAAGCAUGUCAGGUCAAUAUACCAACACAAGGUCCACCACCACCAUGAAAGAAGAAGAGGACUCUACACUGUCUACUACCACCUCCAUCUCUAAGCUAUACUUAAUUGCAGAUGCGGUGGCCGACAGAGUAGAAAUGCAUACCAACAUCGGAGAGCAACGGGACAACUGGAACACCCUCCUCCUCACCUCAGUCAACACCAUCACCCUCACCGCCGCAGCCAUGGCUGCUCUUUCUGCUGCAACAACUACAAACUUUCUCCCUUUUCCAGUUCUCAACCUAUCUUCUUCUCUUUUGUUCUCUGCCGCCGCAGGGAUGAUGGUGGUGAUGAACAAGAUCCAGCCCUCCCAACUAGCGGAAGAGCAACGUAACGCUGCAAGGUUGUUCAAGCAGCUCCACAGGGAGAUCCAAACAACCCUUGCCAUUGGAAAAAAUCCUACUUCAAAGUAUGUGAAGGAUACCAUGGAGAAGGUCUUGGCCCUCGACAAGGCCUACCCUCUUCCCUUACUAGGAGUCAUGCUCGACAAGUUCCCCGAAACGGUGGAGCCCACUGUGUGGUGGCCUUCAACUUCUUCACCAUCAUCUCCACCUUCAUCACCUUCAUCACCACAAGAACGAAAAAGGAAUAUUCUUGGGAACGGGUGGAGUGAGAAGCUGGAGGAGGAUAUGAGAGAGAUAAUUAGGGUAAUGAAGAGAAAGGAUGCUGCAGAAUACAAGAGAUUGGGGAAGUUGGUGUUGAAAAUUAACAAAAUUUUAGCUAUUUCAGGGCCACUACUAGCAGGUGUCGCUGCAGUUGGGUCAGCAUUUGUGGGUUCAUUAUCUCCUUCUCAUCAUGGGGGUGUGGCCUUGGCGGUGAGUGUAGCUGCGGGAGCACUAGCGAGUUUGGUGAACACGUUGGAGCAUGGUGGGCAGGUUGGAAUGGUUUUCGAGAUGUAUAGGAAUUCUGCUGGCUUCUUUAAACUCUUGGAGGAAUCCAUUGAGGCUACCUUAAAUCAAAAAGAUGUGGAGAGAAGAGAGAAUGGACAGUCCUUCGAAUUGAAGGUGGCUAUGCAGUUAGGGAGAAGUCUAUCGGAGCUCAGGGAUCUUACAUCUCAUGCCUCUUCUUUUAGUAGAAGUAGAGAUGAAGAGGGUAGCGAUGAGUUUGCAAGCAAACUCUUCUGA